AUGGUGCUCCUUGGCGCGGCCAGAACCGUGCCACCAACCGGAGGCGACGACGUCCACCGGGAAAGGCAGACCGGCGGGAGGCCGCACGUGGAGGGGCCGGUGGUGAACGAAUGGACAUUGGAGCGCGCCGCGCCGGUGGUCGAAAAGGAAACUAAGAAAAGCCCUCGCACCGCCCCUGCCGUCAAGCGAGGCACCCUCCGCUUCCAGUUCGAGGAUCCCGCCAGGCACAAAGGCGUGAACGGUCGCCUGACUCUCAGCAUUCUGAGGCUGCCGAAGGACGCG
Ostreobium quekettii is the source of this 282-nucleotide messenger RNA. The record is from the annotation of a GenBank genome assembly. Lineage: Eukaryota; Viridiplantae; Chlorophyta; Ulvophyceae; Bryopsidales; Ostreobiaceae.